Helobdella robusta is the source of this 3012-nucleotide messenger RNA. RefSeq lists its product as hypothetical. Bases 1 to 3012 code for a protein of 1003 amino acids. The transcript is spliced from 15 exons. NCBI's taxonomy places the organism in Eukaryota, Metazoa, Annelida, Clitellata, Rhynchobdellida, Glossiphoniidae. Gene Ontology annotation, molecular function: amino acid transmembrane transporter activity. The record is from RefSeq and is a predicted model, not a curated record. Gene Ontology annotation, biological process: amino acid transmembrane transport.
AUGAACACUGGAUUCAUCGUGCACGCAGACAGCCAUAUUGUAUUGAUACAUAAGCAAUAUGUAAAAUGGAAUAAUACUGACAUUACUAAAGCUUCAGAUCGAGCACAGCUUUUGGCCGAAUCAAAUGAAUCUGGUGAUGAGAUAAUGAGUCCCAGUAGCAACAGGUCAACAAAUUCUACGUGGCCCCACGUUGUCAAUCUGGCAAACAGUAUCAUCGGCGUGUCCGUCCUUGCUCUACCUCUCUGCUUCCAGCAAUGUGGUGUCAUCUUAGGUACUGCGUUACUUUUGGGUUCAGCUUGGCUUGCAUAUGACUCAUGUCUGCUGCUCACCAAAACUGCUACCCUCACCAAGAAGAGAUCUUAUGAAUUUUUAGCUUAUUACAUAUUUGGGCAGAGUGGAAAGUUAGCUGUUGAGAUAAGCACAAUGGGUUUAUUGUUGGGCACCUUAGUUGCUUUUUUCAUCAUAAUCGGUGAUAUCGUCCCUGCUUUAUUGUCACUCAUCUUCAACAUUGAAAAUUCGACGCAACUGAGAACGACACUUCUAUUGAGUUUGGGUCUCUUGGUCAUUCUGCCUCUCUGCAUGAAAUCAAACCUAGAGAGUAUCAGUAACCUGAGUCUCAUGUCUUUACUAUUCUACAUGUUGUUCUCUAUUAUGGCAGUAUCGUCAUCGUCAGCACACAUAGUAACGUGGGAAUUUGUAACUAGAGUUAAGUAUUGGGAUUUUGAUGGUCUCUUUAAGAGUCUGCCUAUAUUUGCACUCUCUUACGCUUGCCAAAUCCAGUUAUUUCUGGUGUACCACUCGGCCCCGGACAUAUCACUCAAACAAGUCUGCUCCAUUGUUAAGAAUUCCGUCCUACUCUCGUCUGUCAUCUAUUUUCUGGUCGGGUACUUUGGCUACGUAACGUUCUACGACAUUGACAUCAGUGGAGAUGUGCUGAUGAAUUACCCAACCUCCACCUUGGCUGGUUUCAUCAAGAUGGGCUUUGUCAUCAGCACCAUUCUCAGCUUCCCUCUCGUUAUAUUUCCCUGCAGAUGCAGUCUUUAUACUCUGUUUUGCUCUAAAGGUUUAGUAAAUGAUAAUAGUGAUGAUGUUGAGGAAGAUGAUGAUGAUUAUGACGAAGAAGAUAAGAAUCUGCACGACAACAUCGGUGGCACUGUGCAUAUACCACUGAAUCAUUUUAGGUAUUUGACGUGUUGCAUCGUACUUAGUACCCUCAUAACUGGAAUACUGGUACCUAAAGUUGAGUUUGUCCUUGGCUUGACUGGAUCGACCCUUGGUUCGAUGAUAUGUUACAUACUGCCUGCUGUUAUGUAUCUAAGGAACAGUAGCUCCGAUGACAGAGUUACGAGAUCGAGAUAUAUUGCCAAGAUAGUCUUGUUAGUUGGAUUCGCCAUCCUCAUCAUCAGCACCCUGGCCACUCUCUCCGAUACGAACAUGGAGACGCACAACGUGGUCGACCUUCUCGAUAAGAAAGACCCCCACCGCGAACAACAACAACCACUCCACCCUCAACAAAUUCAACCAAUCCCUGAGGACUCUGCCAAAAAACCCCCUCCUCCGGCAGUUGUGCCCGGGAAACAACCGUUACCACCUGAAUUAAUCCACCCAGGAAUCGAACCCGUGGCCCCUGGCAAGCAACCCGUCGAUCCGGAUGCUCAACCCGCUGAGCCACACGUCAAUGAUGAAUCGAAAGAUACAAAGACUAACAGAGUAGAUAAUGAUGUCGAUCGAGAUGGAUUGAAGGAAACAAAGAUUAUGAAAACGAGUAAAGAUGUUAACUACGGGGACGCUGAUCACGUGACUAAAUCCGUAGCCAAUGAAGGUAAAGGAAACAGCAAAGUUCAUGUCAUUAAGAAGGAAGGCGAUGAUCCUGUCGAUGACGUUACGAGGAAAAGCAACAAAGACAACAACCAUGACGUCAUCUAUAGGAAGGAAAUAAAACGAAAUGACGGUAACGACGAUAAUAACGUCGUCAACUUACAAGGUACCAAUGCAAGUAUGGACAGCCAUAACAAUCCUAUUGACAACAAAAAUGUUGAACAACAGAUGGAUUUCUACAGUAACAACAACAACGAAGACGAAGAUCAAAAACAUCAUAUCGCAAACAAAUCCCAAAAUGGCGACACGCGCGUCAUCAAAUCUGAUGACGUCAUCGUCGAUAAGGCUCUAGAUUCAGAUAGGAUGGUUCCAUCUCAAAUACUGGACAAGCCGAAAAACAAAGACAGUGUAGUCAGUGUAAAUAAUAGCACCUUAAACAAAAAUGGCGCAAAUGACGAUAAUUUAGGAAAUACAAUUGCGGAAAGUAAUAAUAAUCUCAUUGAUCACAUUAAUAAUAAUAUUGAAGAUAAUAAUUUAAACGAUAUAAAUGACAUCAACAUCAAGGACAUUAAUGGGAAAAACAUUAACGGUAAGAUUGAUAAAAACAUGAAUGCUGACAUUAACGAAAAUACGAAAGUUAAGAGCCAAAAAAUUCCAAAGGACAGCAAAAUCAUCAGCAGUAUCAUUGAUGACAAUAAAAAAAUUGGUGACAUUAAGGUACAAAAAUCGAAUGAUUUAAAACAGCAACAACCACCACAACAGCUACUCAGCAAUCAAAAGCUUCAGCAAGGAAAAACAAACCUGCUGCAAAUCAACCAACAACAGCAACCACUGAAACAACAACAGCACAACAACCAACAGCAACAACAACAUCAGCAAGGGAACCAGCAACAAAGCAACAAACAACAAAACAAGCAACAACAACAACAGCAAGGAAUCCUUAAUGAUAAUCUUAAUGCAAAAAACCAUCAACAACAGCAGCAACAACAACAACAGCAAAAUAAUGUUAACAAUUUAGCGCAACAACAGCAAAAACAGCAGCUAAACCAACCAUCCAACAACUCUUUGGUACAUUCUCACCAGGUGAAAACAUCAACGUCUUUACUAUCAAACAGAAACCACUACUACAACAGCGGCAACAACAAAAUUGCCAACUUUGACGACAUCAGCUGCAGUAACUACAACCACCCCUAA